Boeremia exigua is the source of this 4347-nucleotide messenger RNA. RefSeq names its product P-loop containing nucleoside triphosphate hydrolase protein. The record is from RefSeq and is a predicted model, not a curated record. Gene Ontology annotation, cellular component: membrane. Lineage: Eukaryota; Fungi; Ascomycota; Dothideomycetes; Pleosporales; Didymellaceae. Gene Ontology annotation, biological process: transmembrane transport. Bases 1 to 4347 code for a protein of 1448 amino acids. The transcript has 2 exons. Gene Ontology annotation, molecular function: ABC-type transporter activity; ATP hydrolysis activity; ATP binding.
AUGUCGUCGUCCGCAUCAUCGUUCGGAGAGAAAGAGAAGGUCAUUGGACUUGCAGAUCCCCAGGCUGCAGCAGAGAACCCUACAGAAUACGAACCCAUAAAGACGGAGCCCAGCGCGCAUGAUCCUGAGGCAGACCCGAAAAGGCGGCAAAGUCUAACACGGCUCGAGAGCAAUGUCAGCGCAGUAUCAGACUUCAGCGACAGCGAUGCGAGUACGAAGGCAUCGACACGGAAGAAGAAGAAGUUCUACAAGAGACUCAAUCCGCUGAAAUGGGGCCCCAAGCCACCGAUUCCAAAGGAGCGGGAAGUUUGUCCAGAGCACAGUGCCAAUGUGAUCAGUCGACUCACCUUCCAAUGGAUGCAGCCUUUGAUGGCCACAGGAUACAAGCGACCGCUUGAGAGGACCGACAUCUGGUCCGUGAAUCCUGACAGGAGUGCUGAUGUGCUCAUAGUGCGCCUAAACGCAGCUUUCGCGAAGCGUUUAGAGGAGGGUGGCGACAGGCCACUGUUGAUGGCCAUGUUCGACACUUUCAAACGCGAAUUCAUCCUCGGAGGCCUCUGCCAACUCUCCGCAUCCAUCAUCCAGGCCGUAGCACCGUUCGUGCUGCGAUACUUGAUCAACUUCGCUGUCAGAGCCUACGUCGCCCAACGAAGCGAUGCGCCACCGCCACCAAUCGGCGAAGGAAUCGGUCUCGUCAUCGGAAUCACGGCGAUGCAGGCUCUGCAAAGUUUGUUCACAAACCAGUUCAUGUAUCGCGGUAUGAUGGUCGGUGGACAAGCGCGUGCUGUACUGAUCACGGCUAUCUUCGACAAGGCGAUGAAGCUCUCCGGCAGGGCCAAGGCGGGUGGUCAAGCUGUCCUGGAAGCGCCGCCACCGGAGAUCAAGCCCGGAAGUGAGGAAGAGAAGAAGUGGUAUCAGAAGAUCCUCAAAAAGAAAGAGAAGAAGGCAAAGGAUUCCACGGGUGUCGCUGGAGGUGGUGAGGGCUGGGGUAACGGCCGAAUUGUUAAUCUGAUGUCCACCGAUACUUACCGCGUCGACCAGGCCAGUGGAUUCUUCCAUAUGAUCUGGACAGCACCAAUCGGUAUCUUGAUUACGACAGCUCUUCUCCUGGUCAACCUAACAUACAGCGCUCUUCCCGGUCUUGGACUAAUCAUAAUCGCAAUGCCAUUGCUCGGUAAAUGCGUCAAGACUCUGUUCCAUCGUCGUGUAGCUAUCAACAAAGUCUCCGACCAGCGUGUCAGCCUUACGCAGGAAAUUUUGCAAGCAGUACGAUUCGUCAAGUUCUUCGGCUGGGAAACGAGUUUCCUCCAGCGCAUCCAGGAUAUCAGGAAGAAGGAGAUCCGGGGAAUUCAGGUCCUUCUUACUAUCCGAAACGCCGUUCUCGCUGUCGGCAUGUCCAUACCCGUCUUCGCUUCCAUGCUGUCAUUCAUCACGUUCUCCCAGGUCAACCCCACCUUGGACCCGGCGAAGAUCUUCUCCUCUUUGGCGCUGUUCAACUCAAUGCGUAUCCCGCUGAAUUUCCUGCCUCUCGUUAUUGGUCAAGUCAUUGACGCUAACGCCUCAGUCAAGCGUAUCCAGGAAUUCCUGAUGGCAGAAGAAGCCGAGGAUAACGCCAAGUGGGACUAUGACGCCAAAGAUGCCGUUGUUCUUCAAAACGCAGAUUUCACCUGGGAACGUCAUCCCACCAGCGAUGAAGCGAAAGACGGGCCAAACAAGAAGAAGGAAGGAAACGAGACCAAGGCCGAGACCAAGGCGAGGGUGCAGACCGAAGAGAACGAACAAGCGGCGGACUUGGAAAGACAGAAAAACGCAGCGGAAGAGAAGCCUUUCAGCAUGAGCGGACUAAACCUCACCUUCGGCCGAAACGAGCUGGUUGCUAUCAUUGGAAGCGUCGGUUCCGGAAAGAGCUCACUCCUUGCUGCUCUUGCUGGCGACAUGCGCAAGACCAGCGGUGAGGUCGUUAUGGGCGCUUCCCGUGCGUUCUGCCCGCAGUAUGCAUGGAUCCAGAACGCCACAGUACGCGAGAACAUCGUUUUUGGAAAAGACUUCAAGCAGAAGUGGUACGAUCAGGUCAUCGAUGCAUGUGCCCUGCGACCGGAUCUCGACAUGCUGCCUGUUGGAGACGCCACCGAGAUUGGCGAGCGUGGUAUCACCGUGUCUGGAGGCCAGAAGCAGCGCAUGAACAUCGCCAGGGCUAUCUACUUCAACGCUGAUAUCGUGCUCAUGGACGAUCCUCUCAGCGCUGUCGAUGCACAUGUCGGUCGCCAUAUCAUGGAUAAUGCUAUCUGUGGACUGCUGAAAGACAAGUGCCGUAUCUUGGCUACUCACCAGCUUCACGUCUUAAAUCGCUGCGACAGGAUUAUUUGGGUCGAGAAGGGAGAGAUACAGGCGGUUGAUACGUUCCCCAACCUCAUGGCUCAUAACGAAGGUUUCCAGCAGCUCAUGACAAUGACGGCUUCGGAGGAGAAGCAUGAAGAGGAGGCAGAGGUGCUGGAAGACGAAGUCGAAGACGAGAAGAAAAUUGCGAAGAAACAAAAGAAGCAGAAGAAGGCUGCAGCGCUCAUGCAAGUCGAGGAACGUGCUACCAAGAACGUGUCCUGGGACGUCUGGUUCCAGUACAUCAGAGCAGGAGGCGGCAUCUGGGUCGGACCUCUUGUUUUCAUCUUGCUUGUCCUGUCUCAAGGUGCAAACAUCGUCACCAGCUUGUGGCUCUCGUACUGGACGUCUGACAAGUUCGGCUACAGUGAGGGCGUUUACAUUGGUGCCUACGCUGCUUUCGGAUUCAGCCAAGCCCUUCUCAUGUUCCUGUUCUCGUGGGCUGUGUCAGUGUUUGGUACUGAAGCUGGCAAGAAGAUGUUGCACAUGGCCAUCACUCGGGUCCUCCGCGCACCGAUGUCCUUCUUCGAUACGACGCCUCUCGGACGCAUCACCAACCGCUUCUCCAAGGACAUCGAUGUCAUGGACAACACCCUCACUGACGCCAUUCGCAUGUACUUCCUCACGCUUGCUAUGAUCAUCUCGGUCUUCAUCCUGAUCAUCUCCUACUAUUACUACUACGCCAUCGCCCUCGGACCGUUGUUCCUCUUCUUCCUGUUCUCAGCCGCCUUCUACAGGUCCUCCGCCCGCGAAGUCAAACGCCACGAGGCCGUCCUGCGCAGUACUGUAUUCGCACGCUUCGGCGAGGCCGUUAUGGGCACACCCACCAUCCGCGCCUACGGCUUACAGAAUCAGUUCUCGCGCACCGUACGCGAGGCGAUCGACGACAUGAACAGUGCUUACUACCUAACCUUUGCUAACCAGCGCUGGCUCAGCACCCGCCUAGAUGUAGUCGGUAUUCUACUUGUCUUCACCACAGGUAUCCUGGUCGUCACGUCUCGCUUCAAUGUCAACCCCAGCAUCGCCGGUCUUGUCCUGUCGUACAUUCUCACCAUUGUCCAGAUGAUCCAGUUUACCGUCCGUCAAUUGGCCGAAGUGGAGAACAACAUGAACUCCACCGAGCGCAUCUACCACUAUGGCACCCAGCUCGAAGAAGAAGCGCCUCUCCACACCGACGUCCAAGUCCGACCGACCUGGCCCGAACAUGGCGAGAUUGUCUUCGAGAACGUCGAGAUGCGUUAUCGUGACGGCCUACCACUGGUACUGAAGGGUCUGAGCAUGCAUGUUCGCGCCGGCGAACGCAUUGGUGUCGUCGGCCGUACAGGAGCAGGCAAGAGUUCGAUCAUGUCUGCGCUGUUCCGCCUGCAGGAACUCGCAGGCGGCUCUAUUACCAUUGACGGGAUGGACAUCAGCAAGAUCGGGCUGCAGAACCUGCGCUCGAACCUGGCCAUCAUCCCACAGGAUCCCACUCUCUUCAAGGGCACCAUUCGAAGCAACCUCGACCCAUUCCACAAAAAGUCAGACUUGGAGUUGUGGUCUGCUCUCCGCCAGGCCGAUCUGGUGUCCAACGAGGCCGAAAUGGGCGACAAGAGCGGCCGCAUCCACCUCGACUCCGUCGUGGAGGAGGAAGGCCUCAACUUCUCAUUGGGACAGCGGCAACUGCUCGCGCUGGCCCGCGCACUCGUGCGAGGAUCACAGAUUAUCAUUUGCGACGAGGCAACGUCGAGCGUCGACUUCGAGACCGAUCAAAAGAUUCAGAAGACAAUUGUUGAUGGCUUUGCGGGCAAGACGCUGCUCUGCAUCGCGCAUCGCCUCAAGACUAUUAUCGGCUAUGAUCGCAUUUGUGUCAUGGACCAGGGACAGAUCGCCGAGCUCGAUUCGCCCAUCAACUUGUACGAGCAGGGCGGCAUUUUCAGAGGCAUGUGCGAGCGUAGUGGGAUUCGGAGGGAAGACUUCCUGGUGAAGCACUAA